This is a messenger RNA of Eimeria maxima, 186 nucleotides long. RefSeq lists its product as hypothetical. The annotation marks the transcript as partial. The transcript has a single exon. The record is from RefSeq and is a predicted model, not a curated record. Lineage: Eukaryota; Apicomplexa; Conoidasida; Eucoccidiorida; Eimeriidae.
AUGGCAACGGCCCAUCUCAUCUCAUCUCAUGACGAGGGAUUUGGAGACCUAGAAUGGAACGGCCGAUCUCAUCUCAUGAGUGACGAGGGAUUUGGAUACCUGAAGCCGAUUCCAUGGCACCCAUACAUGUCUUGCCUCGUCCAAGCACAGUAUCUUCACAUCUCGUCACUCCAUGAGUUGAACGGA